AUGCGCUCCCGGGAUGCAGCGCUAGGUAGCUCGACCCUUAGGUUCCACCAUUCGCGGUCGCUUGCCCGCGACAUCACGGUUCUCGCUCUCUCGUACGUCGUUUCCUCGCGUAGUCCGCGAUCGCGCUCCCCUUCUGUUCGCCCGCCCAUCCGCAAGUCGCUCCCGUCACCCUACCUUCCGCCCGUCACCGUCCCUUCCGCCCGUCACCCUCCCUUCCGCACGCCGCUCUCCCUUCCGCACGCCGCUCUCCCUUCCGCACGCCGCUCUCCCUUCCGCACGCCGCUCUCCCUUCCGCACGCCGCUCUCCCUUCCGCCCGUCGCCCACCCUUCCGCCCAUCGGACUCUCUUCCGCACGCCGCUCUCCCUUCCGCCCGUCGCCCUCCCUUCCGCCCAUCGGACUCUCUUCCGUCCGUCUCUCUCCCUUUCGUACGCCGCUCUCCCUCCCGCCCGUCGCCGUCCCUUCGUCCCGUCGCCCUGCCUCCCGCUCGUCCACUCGCAAUCCCUGUCUUCCUCUCUCCCCGUCGCCCUUGCCAUCCCUCCCGUCUCCCUUCCCGUUUCCUGUCACCUUUCCCUGCUUCCCCCCAUCCCCUUCCCUGCUUCCACCCAUGCACCUCCCUGCUUCCCCCCAUCCCUUUCCGUGCUUCCCCCCAUCCCCGUCCCUGCUCCCCCCCAUCCCAUUCCCUGCUUUCCCCCUUCCCAUUCCCUGCCUCCCCCCAUCCCACUCCCUGCAUUCCCCCAUCCCCGUCCCUGCUUCCCCCCCUCCCCUACCCUGCUCCCCCCCUCCCCUUCCAUGCUUCCCCCGAUCGCCUUCCCAGCUUCCCUCCCCCCUUCCCCUUCCCUGCUUCCCCCCCUCCCCGUCCGUGCUUCCCCCCAUCCUCUUCCCUGCUUCCCCCCAUCCUCUUCCCUGCUCCCCCCCUCCACAUCCCUGCUUCCACCCACCCCUCUCCCUGCUUCCCCCCCUCCCCUUCCCUGCUUCCCCCAAUCCCCUUCCCUACUUUCCCCCAACCCCUUCCCUGCUUCCCCGUGUCCCCUUCCCUGCUUCCCCCCCUCCCCAUCCGUGCUUCCCCCCUUCCCCUUACCUGCUCCCCCCCAUGCCCUUCCCGGCUUCCACCCAUCCCUUUCCCUGCCACCCCCCCUCCCCUUCCCUGCUCCCCCCCUCCCCUUCCAUGGUUCCCCCUAUCCCCUUUUCCGCUUCCCCCCUUCCCCUUCCCUGCUGCCCCAUGUCCCCUUCCCUGCUUCCCCCCCUCCCCUUCCCUGCUUUCCCCUCAUCUCAUUCCCUGCUUUCCCCUCAUCUCCUUCCCUGCUUUCCCCUCAUCUCAUUUUUUGCUUUCCCCUCAUCUCAUUCCCGGCUUUCCCCUCAUCUCAUUCCCUGCUAUCCCCUCAUCUCAUUCCCUGCUUUCCCCUCAUCUCCUUCCCUGCUUUCCCCUCAUCUCCUUCCCUGCUUUCCCCUCAUCUCAUUCCCUGCUUUCCCCUCAACUCAUUCCCUGCUUUCCCCUCAUCUCAUUCCCUGCUUUCCCCUCAUCUCAUUCCCUGCUUUCCCCUCAUCUCAUUCCCUGCUAUCCCCUCAUCUCAUUCCCUGCUUUCCCCUCAUCUCCUUCCCUGCUUUCCCCUCAUCUCCUUCCCUGCUAUCCCCUCAUCUCAUUCCCUGCUUUCCCCUCAACUCAUUCCCUGCUUUCCCCUCAUCUCAUUCCCUGCUUUCCCCUCAACUCAUUCCCUGCUUUCCCCUCAUCUCAUUCCCUGCUUUCCCUUCAUCUCAUUCCCUGCUUUCCCUCAUCUCAUUCCCUGCUUUCCCCUCAUCUCAUUCCCUGCUUUCCCCUCAUCUCAUUCCCUGCUUUCCCCUCAUCUCAUUCCCUGCUUUCCCCUCAUCUCAUUCCCUGCUUUCCCCUCAUCUCAUUCCCUGCUUUCCCCUCAUCUCAUUCCCUGCUUUCCCCUCAUCUCAUUCCCUGCUUUCCCCUCAUCUCAUUCCCUGCUUUCCCCUCAUCUCAUUCCCUGCUUUCCCCUCAUCUCAUUCCCUGCUUUCCCCUCAUCUCAUUCCCUGCUUUCCCCUCAUCUCAUUCCCUGCUUUCCCCUCAUCUCAUUCCCUGCUUUCCCCUCAUCUCAUUCCCUGCUUUCCCCUCAUCUCAUUCCCUGCUUUCCCCUCAUCUCCAGGUGUUGUCCACAUCCAUCAAAACCUGCUUGCCACCCAUACCAGGCUUGUGCACUGUCCUUCCUGCCAUGCUCAUACCCUUGCUCUCCACUCACCCCCUUGUUCUCCCUCGCCCCACUCCCCACCCAUCCGCCUGCGCAAAAGCAGAUCUAGGACUGGAUCCACCACGCCGCAGUGCACACGCACUGUUGCCGUCGUCCCUGCGUGUAAGGCGGGCUUGGGAGCUGCAACACCCAUCAGCCAACAACAAGUCAGGCAACUGUGCACGACAUGUCGCUGUGCACGGCACUCUGCAAGCACUUCGGCAGCGCCCUAUGGUGGCUACCUUAUGUACCUCAAUAAGACAGGGUUAG
Messenger RNA from Closterium sp. NIES-65, 2499 nucleotides. The record is from the annotation of a GenBank genome assembly. NCBI's taxonomy places the organism in Eukaryota, Viridiplantae, Streptophyta, Zygnematophyceae, Desmidiales, Closteriaceae.